Molecule: messenger RNA, 3897 nt
Organism: Pipistrellus kuhlii (Kuhl's pipistrelle)
Lineage: Eukaryota; Metazoa; Chordata; Mammalia; Chiroptera; Vespertilionidae
Gene: USP20
Product: ubiquitin specific peptidase 20
Exons: 25
Coding region: 231-2966 (911 amino acids)
Biological process (GO): protein deubiquitination
Molecular function (GO): cysteine-type deubiquitinase activity; zinc ion binding
Source: RefSeq, a predicted model, not a curated record
GGGGGGAGGCGGGGCGAAGCCGGCCAGGCCCCGCGACCCUGCACAGCUCAGCCUGUUUGACUGGCAGGCUGCGGUGGCGCGGUUGCGAAGGCAGGUGCCCUGCCAGCAGCCUCGCGUCCAGCCCACCGGGCGGCUGUGGACAGAGAAUGUGGAGACCGGCUGCUGCGUGGGGGAGUCGCUGUCCGCAGAGGUAGGCCCCUGCUCCCCGACUCAGGUGAGACCGGGCCAGCAUGGGGGACGCCAGGGACCUGUGCCCUCACCUGGACUCCUUAGGGGAGGUGACCAAAGACGACUUGCUGCUCAAAUCAAAGGGGACCUGCCAGUCGUGCGGAGUGUCUGGGCCAAACCUGUGGGCCUGUCUCCAGGUGUCCUGCCCCUACGUAGGCUGCGGAGAAUCCUUCGCCGACCACAGCACCAUCCAUGCGCAGUUGCAAAGGCACAACCUGACGGUGAACCUGACCACGUUCCGGGUGUGGUGUUACGCCUGCGAGAAGGAGGUGUUCCCGGAGCAGCGGCUGGCGGCCCCCCUGCCGGCCGCCCCGCCCCGCCUCUUCGAGCAGGACUCCCCGCCGCCUUCCCGCCCUCUGAGAGCCGUGCCCAUCGCCGUGGCCGACGAGGGGGAGUCCGAGUCAGAGGACGAUGACCUGAAACCUCGAGGCCUCACGGGCAUGAAGAACCUGGGGAACUCCUGCUACAUGAACGCCGCGCUGCAGGCCCUGUCCAACUGCCCCCCGCUGACCCAGUUCUUCCUGGAGUGCGGCGGCCUGGUGCGCACCGACAAGAAGCCCGCCCUGUGCAAGAGCUACCAGAAGCUGGUGUCCGAGGUCUGGCACCGGAAGCGCCUGAGCUACGUGGUCCCCACCAGCCUGUCCCACGGGAUCAAGUUGGUCAACCCCAUGUUCCGAGGCUACGCCCAGCAGGACACCCAGGAGUUCCUGCGCUGCCUGAUGGACCAGCUGCACGAGGAGCUCAAGGAGCCGGUGGUGGCGGUGGCCGCGGCCCUGACGGAGGCCCGGGACUCGGACCUGAGUGACUCGGACGAGAAGAGGGAGGGCGACCGCAGCCCGUCGGAGGACGAGUUCCUGUCCUGCGACUCCAGCAGCGACAGGGGCGAGGGCAGCAGCCAGGGCCGCGGCGAGGGCGGCUCGGUGGAGGCGGAGCUGCUGAUGGGCGAGGAGGCGGGCCGUGCCAUCUCCGAGAAGGAGCGCAUGAAGGACCGCAAGCUCUCCUGGGGCCAGCAGCGCACCAGCUCCGAGCAGGUGGACGAGGACGCGGACGUGGACACCGCCCUGGACCCCCGGCCCCCGGCGGCCCAGCCCCCAUCGCCACGGUCCGCCAGCCCCUGCCGGACACCAGAGCCCGACAACGAGGCCCACAUGCGCAGCGCGUCCCGGCCCUGCAGCCCCGCCCACCACCACGAGGGCCACGCCAAGCUGGCCAGCAGCCCUCCCCGCGCCAGCCCCGUGAGGAUGGGGCCGGCCUACGUGCUCAAGAAAGCCCCGGGGCCGAGCUCAGGCAGCCGGCGGCGGAAGGAGCAGCACUACCGCAGCGUCAUCUCCGACAUCUUCGACGGCUCCAUCCUCAGCCUGGUGCAGUGCCUCACCUGUGACCGGGUGUCCACGACGGUGGAGACGUUCCAGGACCUGUCGCUGCCCAUCCCGGGCAAGGAGGACCUGGCCAAGCUGCACUCGGCCAUCUACCAGAGCGCGCCCGCCAAGCCCGGCUCCUGCGGGGACGGCUACGCCGCCCAGGGCUGGCUCGCCUUCAUCAUGGAGUACAUCCGACGGUUUGUGGUGUCCUGUACCCCCAGCUGGUUUUGGGGGCCGGUCAUCACCCUGGAGGACUGCCUCGCUGCCUUCUUCGCUGCGGAUGAGCUGAAGGGAGACAACAUGUACAGCUGCGAGCGGUGUAAAAAGCUGCGCAACGGGGUCAAGUACUGCAAGGUGCUGCGGCUGCCCGAGAUCCUGUGCGUCCACCUGAAGCGCUUCCGGCACGAGGUCAUGUACUCGUUCAAGAUCAGCAGCCACGUCUCCUUCCCCCUCGAGGGGCUCGACCUGCGCCCCUUCCUGGCCAAGGAGUGCACGUCCCAGAUCACCAGCUACGACCUGCUGUCCGUCAUCUGCCACCACGGCACGGCGGGCAGCGGCCACUACAUCGCCUACUGCCAGAACGUCAUCAACGGGCAGUGGUACGAGUUCGACGACCAGUACGUCACCGAGGUCCACGAGACCGUGGUGCAGAGCGCCGAGGCCUACGUGCUCUUCUACAGGAAGAGCAGCGAGGAGGCGGUGCGGGAGCGGCAGCAGGUGGUGUCGCUGGCCGCCAUGCGGGAGCCCAGCCUGCUGCGCUUCUACGUGUCCCGGGAGUGGCUCAACAAGUUCAACACCUUCGCAGAGCCGGGGCCCAUCACCAACCACACCUUCCUCUGCUCCCACGGAGGCAUCCCGCCCAACAAGUACCACUACAUCGACGACCUGGUGGUGAUCCUGCCGCAGAGCGUGUGGGAGCACCUGUACGGCAGGUUUGGGGGCGGGCCCGCGGUGAACCACCUGUACGUGUGCUCCGUCUGCCAGGUGGAGAUCGAGGCGCUGGCCAAGCGCAGGCGGGCGGAGAUCGACACCUUCAUUAAGCUGAACAAGGCGUUCCAGGCCGAGGAGUCGCCCGGCGUCAUCUACUGCAUCAGCAUGCAGUGGUUCCGCGAGUGGGAGGCCUUCGUCAAGGGCAAGGACAACGAGCCCCCCGGCCCCAUUGACAACAGCCGGAUCGCGCAGGUGAAAGGCAGCGGCCACAUCCAGCUGAAGCCGGGCGCCGACUACGGGCAGAUCUCCGAGGAGACCUGGGCCUACCUGCACAGCCUGUACGGCGGCGGCCCCGAGAUCGCCAUCCGGCACAGCGUGGCCCAGCCGCCCGACCCGGACAGCCUGCACGGCGAGCAGAAGAUCGAGGCCGAGACCCGGGCCCUGUGACCUCCGGGCUGUCUGUGAGCCCCCUCCUUCUCCAGAGACCCCCGGUGUCCCUGAGCCGGGGCCCCGUGCCCUCCUCGCUGCGGGGGCGAGCUGCCCUGAGGAGAGCCAGUGGCGGGAGAGGCAGGCGGUUGGGCCCAGCGGGUCUCCGUCCCGGCCCCGCCCCCUCGGCCAGCGGAGGCCCAGCCUUAGCGCCGAGCUCUCAGCAGGGGCUUUGGGACAGAGGGUCCGAGAGGCCGGGGCUUCGUGGGCGUUUCCACGGGGGCCUGGUCCAGGCCCGAGGCCCGCCUCCCCCGCACCUCCCCCGUCAGAGAGACUCCGAAUGCUGGGCUGCUCUGCUUGGAGCCUCACUCCGGAGGGCUGUGUCCGAGGCCACGACCCGGCCUGUGCGGGCUGGACCGGCCCCCAGGAGCCGGUGGGGAAACGCGCUCUCGCUGCUGCCAUUUGCUGCUCAUGCAGCUCCCAGGGCGGCCAGGAGGGAGAAGCUCCGCCCGCCUAGCGCCCAUCGCCCAGCGCCGGCCCGGCCGGAGGUGUGGCCCGGAGCGCCCUCUGGGUGCUGAGUGAGGCCGCUGCGGCCGAAGUGAAGUGGGGGGGGGGGGGGGUCCCGGAACCAGAGCCCCAGACACUGUGGACUUCAGUCUCCGAAGCCGCAGGUGUGGCGGGACCCCAGCGGGCUGGGCCCUGCAGCUCAGGCCUCGGCCUCGGCCUCGGACCCGGGGCCUCCCCGGCGAUGGCAGAGCAGCCCCUGGGGUUCUGGGCGUUUGCCGCGGUGUUUGGAGAACUGCUCCUGCACCACAGGGACCCCCAGCCCAGGGCCACGGUGUGUGUCGCCCUGUGGGUGACACGGAGCUUCCGAGGUGCGGGCUGGGAGCUGGCCCACGUCUGUGCCGUGUAGUCUGUGUGCGAGAUGCAGAAUAAAGCACCCAUGUUCCCC